This is a messenger RNA of Punica granatum (pomegranate), 1125 nucleotides long. Lineage: Eukaryota; Viridiplantae; Streptophyta; Magnoliopsida; Myrtales; Lythraceae. The record is from RefSeq and is a predicted model, not a curated record.
CUCAUUUUCACAAACAAAACCAGUUUUUGCUUUUGCAUCUGCUGUCUUCAGAUGGAGAGCUUGCUCUGUGAUGAGAAAUCCUGGGCCCUUACAAGUCCCUUUCACGAAGCCUCCACCGAACACGGCAUCGUUGUGAAUCCAGGCAAUAUUGCGGGCGGCGGCGGUUCCCCAGCUUCCUUCUACACGACCAAGGAAGACGUUGAAAACGCCCUCAGGAUCUGCCUAGACAAGGAGACUUCUUACAUGCCCAAAGCACCCGGCUUUGCUGCUGUGGUCGAAUCAAAUGAUUUGACUGUCCUUAGGUUUAGGGUCACCCAGUGGCUCAUGAAGUCUAAGAGUAGGUUGAGGCUAUCUUAUGGAACGUUGUUCCUCGCUGUCAAUUAUUUUGAUCGGUUCAUCUCGGCUUGUAAGUGUCAGGAAUGGAAAGAUUGGAUGGUGAAAUUACUAUCAGUCGCAUGCCUCUCUGUUGCUUCCAAGUCUUUUGAGACCUUCACCUCCUUUCCCCUGCAUGAGAUUCAGAUGGAGGGCCUUGAUCAUGCAUUCCAGCCGAGCACGAUCCAAAGGAUGGAGUUGAUACUUUUACGGGCGCUAGAAUGGCGAAUCAGCUCCAUCACGCCAUAUACUUAUGUGGAACUUCUGAUGUGGAACCUCAGCAACAGCUUCUUACUGCCAAAUCAUCUCCAUGAGGAGCUCCGAGGCCGAGUCCAUGAGCUCCUGCUCCUUGCAGUUUCUGAUAUCCAGUUGACGGAGUUCAGGCCGAGUGUUCUUGCCGUAUCUGCAAUGAGAUACGGACUGCAAGAAGUGUUGGCCUCAUUAUCUGACAUUCAUCCUACCCACUUUACCAAAUUCAUUGAUCAAGAUCAAAAGGAAAACCUGAAAAGAUGCAAUAGGCUCAUGGAAGAACGACUAAAGAAUCAUAGCUUCGACCCAGUUAUCCUAACUUCAUCACACAGUACAUUCAAUUGCAGCCCUUUGAGCCCUGUGACCGUCUUAUCAACUGAAGGGAUAAGCAUUGGUUACGAUGAGCUCGAGCUCUCCCAGUUUGAGAUGGAAGUUUCACGUGCGAAUCAGAGAUCGAACAGAAAGAACAGGAAGGAACAAGAGUACCUGAGAGGUUCCUCCUAG